Molecule: messenger RNA, 1539 nt
Organism: Saccostrea echinata
Lineage: Eukaryota; Metazoa; Mollusca; Bivalvia; Ostreida; Ostreidae
Product: multiple epidermal growth factor-like domains protein 10
Exons: 13
Coding region: 1-1539 (512 amino acids)
Molecular function (GO): scavenger receptor activity
Source: RefSeq, a predicted model, not a curated record
AUGCAUGGUUGUGAUGCAGGGUUUGAAGGUCUUCUAUGCAACAAAACUUGCAAAAACGGAACAUUUGGGCGAAAUUGUCUGGAGACUUGUAAUAGUACAUGCUAUGGCUGUAAUAGAACAAAUGGUAAAUGUGACUAUGGAUGUCACCCAGGAUGGAAGGGAACUUAUUGUCAUGAAGUUUGUGAAAACGGAACAUUUGGACGUAACUGUCUAGAAACUUGUAACAGUACAUGUUAUGGCUGUAACAGAACAAAUGGUAAAUGUGAAAAUGGGUGUCAUCCAGGAUGGAAGGGGGAUUAUUGCCAUAAAGAAUGCGAUGGUGGAUUUUAUGGACUAAAUUGUGACAUGCAGUGUGGAAACUGUUUGAAAUCUGAACAAUGUAGCCCAAUAAAUGGAACGUGCAUAAAUGGCUGCGAUAAGGGUUUUGAAGGAAUUUUCUGCAAUGAAACCUGCAAAAACGGAACAUUUGGUCAAAACUGUAUGGAGACAUGUAACAGUACAUGUUACGGCUGUAACAGAACAAAUGGUAAAUGUGACUAUGGAUGUCACCCAGGAUGGAAGGAGGAUUACUGUCAUGAAGAAUGCGAUGGUGGAUUUUAUGGAAUAAAUUGUAAUAUGCUGUGUGGAAACUGUUUGGAUUCGGAACAAUGUGACCCAAUCAAUGGAACCUGCAAGAAAGGUUGUGAUGCGGGGUUUGAAGGGAUUUUGUGCAACAAAACUUGUGAAAAUGGCACCUUUGGACGUAAUUGUCUUGAAAAGUGUAACGCUACUUGUUACGGAUGCAAUGGAACAAAUGGUAAAUGUGAAACUGGAUGCUUCCCGGGAUGGGAAGGCGACUAUUGUCAUCAAGGCGGAUUCUUUGGAGUCAAAUGCAGCAAGCCGUGUGGUAACUGUUUAAAUUCGAGCCAAUGUCACCCAAUCAAUGGAACAUGCAUGCUUGGUUGUGAUGAUGGUUUUGAAGGAGAUUUGUGUAUCGAAACCUGUAAAAACGGAACCUUUGGUCGGAACUGUUUGGAGAAGUGCAAUGCUACAUGUUACGGUUGUAAUGGAACAAACGGCAUGUGUGACACUGGAUGUUAUCCGGGUUGGAAAGGCGAUUAUUGUCAUGAAGAAUGCGACAGUGGUUUCUAUGGAGUUGAUUGCAGCGUCCCUUGUGGAAACUGUUUAGAUUUGGAACAAUGUCAUCCAUUGAAUGGAACAUGCAAAAGUGGAUGUAAUGAGGGUUUUGAAGGGAUUUUAUGCAACGAAAAAUGCGAUGGCGGCUUUUAUGGACAAAAUUGUGAGGUGAAGUGUGGAAAUUGUUUGGAUAUGAAACAGUGUCACCCAUUCAAUGGGACAUGCAUGGAUGGCUGUGAUGCAGGUUUCGAAGGGAGUUUAUGCAACAAAACCUGUACAAAAGGAACAUUUGGACGCAACUGUCUAGAAACAUGUAAUGCUACAUGUUAUGGCUGUAACACUACAAAUGGUAAAUGCGAAACAGGAUGUCAUGAAGGAUGGAAGGGAGAUUACUGUCAUGAAAUGUUUAUGUCUCCUACUUGA